Messenger RNA from Drosophila arizonae, 482 nucleotides. RefSeq names its product small ribonucleoprotein particle protein SmD1 (gene SmD1). Lineage: Eukaryota; Metazoa; Arthropoda; Insecta; Diptera; Drosophilidae. Gene Ontology annotation, molecular function: RNA binding. Gene Ontology annotation, biological process: spliceosomal snRNP assembly; RNA processing. The record is from RefSeq and is a predicted model, not a curated record.
AUUUUGUGUUUGACAAAAAGUUGUCAAUUUUUAAAUAAAACACAUAGUAAUAAAGUCAUACGCGUGCAUUGAAAUACAAAUAUUUCAAAGAUGAAAUUGGUGAGAUUUCUGAUGAAGCUCAGUCAUGAGACUGUAACAGUUGAAUUAAAAAAUGGUACUCAAAUUCAUGGCACAAUUACUGGAGUGGAUGUGGCCAUGAAUACUCACCUGAAGAGCGUUAAAAUGACUAUUAAAAAUAGAGAUCCAGUCCACUUGGAGUCCUUAAGCAUUCGAGGCAACAAUAUUCGCUACUUUAUAUUACCCGACAGUCUGCCAUUGGAAACUUUGCUUAUCGAUGACACUCCAAAGUCGAAGUCGAAGAAGAAAGACAGCGGGCGUGUUGGAAACCGUGGACGAGGCAGAGGCAGCCGUGGACGUGGAGGUCCAAGAGGACGUGGACGAGGCAGAGCUCCGGCUAGACGUUAAGUAUAUAGUUCAGAAAA